ACGUUACGCAACUGCUGUUCGGCAGUAAUAUUUGACAGUGCUUUUUUGCGUAAAUACUAUCAUCUAUUCUCAAUCAAUUCAUAUACUUUUAUUUAGUAUAUUGCCUGAGUUGGCCGACACACAGCUAAGAGGAAGUGGGAAACAUUAUCGUCAAUGAGAAUUGAUUUAGGACAAGACAACCUGAACACGUGAUGCGUUUACCUCUGCUAUGAGUAUUGCUGUUACCUUGGAGUUUAGUGGUGGUGCCGAGUUGCUCUUUGACAAGCAAAAGAGCCAUGCCAUAACUCUGCCUGAACAGUCUUCUCCAUGGAAACUUAAAGAUCUGUUACCAUGGAUACGGGAUAAUUUAUUGAAAGAGAGGCCUGAGCUGUUUAUGCAGGGUACUACUGUAAGACCAGGCAUUCUUGUACUGGUGAACGAUGCAGACUGGGAAUUAAUGGGGGAACUCGAAUAUGAAAUUCAACAAAAAGAUAGAAUCGUGUUCAUAUCUACUCUGCACGGAGGUUGACAGAGUUUUGUUGACAACUGUUCAUUUCAGUUAGUCUGGAUAUUGAUCCCCAACAAUGUCCAUCAAGCAGAAGCCUACAUAUUGUAACAUCGAAGUCGAACAAGUCUACACUAAAACUGAAUAAUACAUCAAAUUUUGGAGAAAGUUUACACUGAAACUGAAUAAUACAUCAAAUUUUGGAGAAAGUCUACACUGAAACUGAAUAAUACAUCAAAUGUUGAAGAAAGUCUACACUGAAACUGAAUAAUACAUCAAAUUUUGGAGAAAGUCUACACUGAAACUGAAUAAUACAUCAAAUUUUGGAGAAAGUCUACACUGAAACUGAAUAAUACAUCAAAUGUUGAAGAAAGUCUACACUGAAACUGAAUAAUACAUCAAAUGUUGAAGAAAUGUUCCCGACUUUUUGUACAGCUCUAUGACUGACAAAUUCUGACUAACAUAAUGGCACUGUCGUGUUCAUGCAUGACACGCUGUGCUAAAACAGAACAACAAUUUAUAUGAUAAUGUUAUUCAUCAUUAAAUGUCCUACACUUGA
Messenger RNA from Gigantopelta aegis, 1043 nucleotides. Its product is annotated as ubiquitin-related modifier 1-like. The record is from RefSeq and is a predicted model, not a curated record. Gene Ontology annotation, cellular component: nucleus; cytoplasm. Gene Ontology annotation, biological process: protein urmylation; tRNA thio-modification. Gene Ontology annotation, molecular function: protein tag activity. The coding region runs from base 209 to 508 and encodes 99 amino acids. Lineage: Eukaryota; Metazoa; Mollusca; Gastropoda; Neomphalida; Peltospiridae. The transcript is spliced from 5 exons.